ACCUAAACCUACUGACUCCCUUGAUCCCAAAAGGCCGAUCACGUUCCUCAAGGCUAUCAUCCGCCCAGAUAGAGUCAGCAUCUGCAUCAAGUCCAACUACUCUGUAACCGUUUGCUUGACCUUCAAUCGCUUCUGCCACCUUUUUUUCCAACCUUCUCAACAAUGCGACCUUUUGUCGACGAUACGAAGCGGCGGGCAGACCGUAGACUUAGCGCAAGCAAGCAGUCCAUCUCGUCUAGCCGCAUCUUCGCCAGUGCUUUCCCCGAACGACUGAAAGACGACCACGAUGCUCAAGCCGACUUCUCUGCGCCUCCAGGUGGCGUCACAGCCCGCGACGGUCACAUGCAGUACAUGCAACAAUCCAUAUUCUCCAUGAUCGCCGCUGUAGGAUCUCGAUCGGAUUUCCAUGCACGAUUCGACGAAUCUAGCGACAGCGAAGGGGAGACUGAAGAUCGUACACCACGAGAGCCUGGAGACGUGCCAUCGACAUCUGCGUUGCCCAACAAGGUCGGGCCUGAAAGCAGCCGGUCUCCCAAGCCCACGAGCCCAACGCAGGAUAGAGGGCGACGUCACCAAAGGGUCCUGUCCGAGAAUAAGCUUUUGCGAUCAUAUAUGUCGACCGCCCAGCGAGGCAUAGGGCGGCAGCCCACCAUACAUUCAGAGCCUCCUACAGAUGAUGAGAUGUCUCGGGCCUCGACCCCCAGAAGACCACGCAGUGCUACGCCGCGGGCGGCUCCUGUUCUCAGUCGCAUGGUCGAAGCCCAAGCCGCACUAGAGACGAGGGAAGCGUCCGGAAGUUCUUCGGAUCGUGCGGGUGACGAAAGCGACAAAGAUGGCAAGCAGUCGUCGGGGUCUUCACUCUCCAUUCGACUCAAGGAGAUGUUUGGGUUCGAGACCCCGGAGAAAGUGGUCGUCGAGUACGCAUGUUCUCUGUUGCAGAGUAUGCUGCUGCAAGGGUACUUAUAUGUCACGGAAGGCCAUAUCUGCUUCUACGCCUAUUUACCGAAGAAAUCCACCGUGGCUAUCAAAUCGGGCCAUCUCCACAAACGGGGCCGGAAGAAUCCGAAAUACAAUCGCUACUGGUUCUCGUUGAAAGGCGAUGUACUAUCAUACUAUGCGGACCCGUCGAAUCUGUACUUCCCUAGCGGUCAUGUUGAUCUCCGCUAUGGAAUCUCUGCAUCUCUAGCGGAGCCAAAGGACAAGAGCCGGGAAACGAGAGAUUUCCAGGUCACGACGGAUCAGCGAACCUACUACUUCAGGGCAGACAGCUCUGCGAGUGCCAAAGAAUGGGUUAAGGCUCUACAGAAAGUCAUUUUCAGAACUCACAACGAGGGCGACAGUGUCAAGAUUUCCUUUCCAAUCGAGAGCAUUAUCGACAUCGAGGAAAGCCCGAUGGUUGACUUUGCUGAAACCUUCAAGAUCCGCAUUGUGGAGAGCGAAGAGACAUAUGCCAUUGAUGAGUACUACUUUUCAUUCUUCGAUUCCGGCCAAGAUGCUUUCAACUAUAUUAAAGGUCUCGUGGAUAAUUCUCCGAUGAAGAGAUCUCAACAGACUCUAUCACCUCAACCCGAUCGCUCCUGUCGCUCCCGGGUGGCGCAAAAUAGGUGGUCGAUCACCAGUGGGACAAGCCAGCCUCGGGGCAUCGCAAAUGCUAGCAUGCAGCGAAGAAGAAGUGCAAGUGUCGGCCCGGUCGGUUUUGGCAAUGAUGCGAUGGCAAUGUCUCCUUCCCUGAAACAACAGGAUUCUUCGAUAUCGUUCAGUAAUACCCUGGAGCAAACCACAGAAUCUUCAACUCUGUUGCAGUCUAUGACAGAUACAACGGAAUCAGCCAGUCAGAUCUUGAAUAGGAGCGACGUCUUCCACUCGCCCACAAUCCAAAGCUUGCGGAGGGGUUCCGCGGCUAAUAGGACCCCGCGUCGAUUCUCGGAUGAGACGACUCGAUCGAUGCACGCCUAUGCUCAUGAUGGCACAGGGGCCGCGUUGACAAGAGAAGGACAAGAAACUCAGUAUGCACUGAGUGACCUCGAUCAGGAGACUCAAAGUUCUUCCCGAGCUCAGCCCUCGGCGCACGCGUUGAAUGACAUCGUACGGGCGGGAACGUAUCCCCUACAGCGCGCUGCAGGGUUUGCCGAAUUCCUGCGAACACGCUCGAAGCAGAUGAGCAACAUUCUCGCAAGCGAGUCUAUGGGCUACAUUGAGAAGGUGUCCGGGAUGUGGGCCGGGGGCCGCAAGCAUUAUGGCGAAGCCGAGGGGAUACUGGCCGAUGACCAGGCUGUCGAUCCUGAAGACAAGGAAGGAGGCUGUAAUGAUGGCGACCGUUUCCGUGCGCACUUUGCGCUACCACCAACGGAGAAACUUCAAGCUACCUACUUCGCACACCUGCACCGAGUGCUACCUCUCUACGGAAAAAUCUACAUCAGUCAGAAGAAGCUCUGCUUCCGCAGCCUUCUGCCGGGCACUCGCACGAAGAUGGUUCUUCCCUUGAAAGAUAUCGAAAACGUCGAUAAGGAAAAGGGCUUCCGAUUUGGCUAUCAUGGCCUUGUGGUCGUGAUCCGAGGGCAUGAAGAGCUGUUCUUCGAGUUUAGUGCUUCUGAUAUCCGGGAUGAUUGUGCUGUGACAUUACAUCAAGGCUUGGAGGCUGUGAGAUUUCUGGCAGAGUCCGGUUUACUUGCCGCAGAAGAGGAAAAAGAUGAUUCGGAAGAAGCUAAGGCCGAGCAUCGCAUGCUCCAAGAAGCAAGGCUGGAUGCAUCCGCUUUGCAUAGCUCUCGCUCCCCACUCGUGGAGUCCUCUGAACUGCACCCGAUCUUCGAUGAUCCACGCGCCUCUAUUAUCAACUUCAAACCGCCCGAGUCGUUGAGAAUCACUUGUCUGACCAUCGGCUCACGCGGUGAUGUACAGCCAUACAUCGCUUUGUGCAAGGGCCUCCUUGCGGAAGGCCAUCGACCUAGGAUCGCAACUCAUGCUGAGUUCGGGCCGUGGGUGAGAAAGCACGGCAUUGAUUUUGCACCCGUUGACGGUGACCCCGCGGAACUAAUGCGGAUUUGCGUAGAAAAUGGGAUGUUCACCUAUUCCUUUCUCAAAGAGGCUUCCAUGAAGUUCCGGGGCUGGAUUGACGAUCUUUUAUCGUCUGCCUGGAAGGCUUGUCAGGAUAGUGACUUGCUCAUUGAGUCACCGAGCGCAAUGGCUGGUAUCCAUAUCGCAGAGGCCCUCCGGAUCCCAUACUUCCGUGCCUUCACGAUGCCCUGGUCCAGGACACGAGCUUAUCCGCAUGCAUUCGCCGUUCCCGAGCACAAGAUGGGCGGAGCCUACAACUAUAUAACAUAUGUUAUGUUCGACAAUGUCUUCUGGAAGGCUAUCGCGGGACAGGUGAAUCGGUGGAGAAAGAACGAGCUGGGUCUCAAAGCCACUGGGCUAGACAAAAUGCAACCAAAUAAGGUGCCGUUCCUAUACAACUAUUCCCCUACCGUGGUACCCCCACCACUGGACUAUCCGGACUGGAUCCGUAUCACUGGAUACUGGUUCUUAAAUGAAGGAACGGACUGGACACCACCAGCCGAUUUGGUGGAAUUCAUUCAACGGGCCCGCGCCGAUGGCAAGAAGAUUGUAUAUAUUGGAUUUGGCUCAAUCGUCGUCUCCGACCCAUCCGCUCUCACCCGGACUGUUGUCGAGUCUGUUCAGAAGGCGGAUGUCCGUUGCAUUCUGUCUAAGGGAUGGUCUGAUCGGCUGGGAGACCCUUCGAGUACAAAAUCAGAGAUUCCCCUGCCGUCGGAGAUCUUCCAGAUCCAGGCGGCGCCACACGACUGGCUCUUUUCGCAGAUCGAUGCCGCGGCGCAUCACGGUGGGGCGGGAACCACUGGAGCUAGCUUGCGUGCUGGCGUUCCUACUAUUGUCAAGCCUUUCUUUGGUGACCAGUUCUUUUUCGGCACGCGGGUCGAGGACCUGGGAGUGGGAAUCUGCAUGAAGAGGCUGAACGUGGCCUUGUUCUCAAGAGCUCUAUGGGAAGCCACGCAUGCUGAGCGGAUGAUCGUGAAAGCGCGUGAACUGGGCAAACAGAUCCGCAGCGAAGACGGAGUGAAUACCGCCAUCCAGGCCAUCUACCGUGACCUGGAAUAUGCAAAGACCUUAGCCCGACAGCGCUCGAUUGUUUCAUCGACGCCGUUCUCUCCGACCCCCGCAGCUAAGACGAUCGCCGAGCAGGAGGCCGACGAUGAUGUGGCAGACAUCGAAGAAUGGACCUUCGUGGGCGAUGACACGGAGGUUGAAAUCACGAAGCGAAUGCGCGAGUGAACAGUGUUCCAUACACGAGAACCGCAUAUGUGGGUUCGACUUACUAAAUAAUGACUGAUGACUACGUAGUCCAACAUGGAUAAUCGACAGUAAUGAGAUUUUGUUUUGCGGUGGUCAGGACGCAUGAAGCAGGAUUGUAUGCGCGGGCGUCUAUCAUGCUUUGCUUUUUGCUUUUUGACGAUUCAUGACGCUUUGCUGGGGAUACUUCCG
Molecule: messenger RNA, 4497 nt
Organism: Aspergillus homomorphus CBS 101889
Lineage: Eukaryota; Fungi; Ascomycota; Eurotiomycetes; Eurotiales; Aspergillaceae
Gene: atg26
Product: UDP-glucose:sterol glycosyltransferase
Exons: 3
Coding region: 163-4287 (1374 amino acids)
Biological process (GO): carbohydrate metabolic process
Molecular function (GO): UDP-glycosyltransferase activity; hexosyltransferase activity
Source: RefSeq, a predicted model, not a curated record